Molecule: messenger RNA, 6381 nt
Organism: Seminavis robusta
Lineage: Eukaryota; Bacillariophyta; Bacillariophyceae; Naviculales; Naviculaceae
Source: the annotation of a GenBank genome assembly
CCUCAUUAGAUAGCAUCCCAUGCAGUUUUGCGCCUCCGCCUCCGCUCACCAAACAGUCAUUGUAGGCUUUGGUGAGACUGGUACGCUGAACAGUAGACUGGUACCAGUAAUCAUACUACUCUACUACUAUUCUGCUCUUGUAUUCAGGCACAAGCACGAAGAGGACACCUUGGAAGCGGCAGAAGAAAGGCAACCUUGCUUGCAGUAACCAUCAUCAUUUGUUUCAUUAAUUUGUUGGCUCCUCAGUUUUGUGUUGGUUUGCUUAAGUUUGGUUCUGUUGCGUGGUCUCUACUAGCUAGCUAGUGACGAGAAGAGAGACAAGGAUCUGAACUGAUUUGACGAGGAUUACGGUGGUUGAGUUGAGUUACUUGCAGUGAGUGUGACUUUGGCUGAGUUGGCUGUGCUGUGCUGAGUUGACUUAGGCUUUGGCUUUGCGAACCUCGAUCUAUCGAUCUCUUCAAGACAAGGACAAGAAAGACGCUUACAAGACGAGACAAGACGAUCCAGGUCAUUUGUGAUUUGACUUAAGGUAAAGAGGAUCAGACAAGAUGGACUCUGAAGACAAUGGCACCCUGAAUACGGGAGAGACAGCUAGCAGCAACAGCAACACCAGCGGCGACACUCCCAACAACCCUGCUGCUGCUACUACGACUAGUGCUAGUGCUGCUCCAGCUGGUGCUAUUGGAAUGAAUGGCAAUGGCACUACGACUAUGCCUACUCGAUCUGCUAUUUCUACGACUACGACACGUACUACGACACGUACUACUGGUGGUGGUGAAAUGGUGGACGAUUCUCGUCGCUCCGUGGUCCACUUUGACGACACGACGAGCAUUCGCUACGAAGAAGCCAGUGAAACGGCCGAUCCCUAUUGCAUGCCCGUGGGCAGUCAACAAGGACUCACACAAGUCCGUCGUCGUUCGUCGAUGCGUGCGUCGAUUGGAGCCAAUCCGGUCCAAGGAGGAUCUCCUCAUGGACUGGGAUAUCACGAAAACUGUCCCGUUCACGGCACGCCGGAUGUCAAUAUGCGAGAUCCACUCAAUCCGUAUUGGACGUACUGUACCCAACGACUGCUCCAAUUCUUUUCCGACUUUGUCACAUUCUUUGCCCUGCAUGCUGUCAAGUACCCCAAGUAUUGGUUGUGCGCCAUUACACUCGCUUCCUUUACGCUCUUGACGGCUGGAUUCUUUACCGGAUUCAAAUUGGAGCUCGAUCUCGAUCAGAUCUUUACACCCAUUGGAAGUCGUCCUCAAUUUCACAAUCAAUGGAUUGUCUCCAGUGAAGGAUUCCCCGAAGAUACCCGUCAUGUCCAACUCAUUUUCCACGCUCACGGAUACAAUGUCUUGCAUGCUCCACAGGCGCGUCGUGUAUUGCAGGCAUUGGAUGUGAUUCGGACCCAAACACCCGGCUAUGCCGAAUUGUGUAAACAAGGCAUUUAUCAAAAUUUUGAUGACGAGUAUACCUGUCGGACCAUGAGUAUGAGUGGUUUCUGGCCCAAUCAUUCAUUGCCGGUAUUUGAUGACACGGUCGGUGAUGACGACGAUGCGUUGCGUGCCAUUAUCAGUGGCCGACAAUUCAAUGAUACGUCGCCCGUCGUUCACGAUUUGAUUGUCGGCAAUUACGUCCGGGAUCCUUCCACACGCAUUCUGGAAUCCGCCCAGAGUUAUAUGGUCCAAGUCUAUUUGCCCAACAAGGAUGACACCAAUUCGUUCGAGUCGAAUAUGCUCUCCAAUCUUGCCGAUUUAAGACAGCUGUGGAUGGACGAAGAUGCUGAUACGCCGUAUGAAGCCCGGACAUUCCUCACCGUCGAUAUGAUGACGGUCUAUGCCUUUCAACUCGAGUUGUUGCGGACCAUUUUCAACGACUUGUGGCUCGUCCCCAUUUGUCUCUUUUUAAUGGUCUCCUGUACCUGUCUCAUCUUUUAUCAACAUGGCGAUCGCGUCCAGUCGCGCAGCAUGUUGGGGUUGGCCAGUGUGGCCACCAUUUGCAUGUCGGUCUUUACUGGAUUUGGAAUCAUGUUUCUAUUCAAGAUACCCUACACGGCGGUUCAUCAAAUCUUGCCCUUUGUCAUUUUCGGAAUUGGACUCGAUGAUACCUUUAUCAUUACGGGAGCGUACUUUCGAACCGAUCCCAAUGAACCCAUUGAAGAUCGGAUCCGCAUUACCAUGCAAGAAGUCGGGCCUUCCAUUACCCUCACGACCGUCACGACCAUCUUUGCCUUUACGCUGGGACGCCUCACGUCCAGUUUGCCAGGAGUCCAUUGGUUGUGUGUUUACGCUGUGACGGUCAUUAUCUUCAUCUUCUUUUACCAAAUCACAUACUUUGUCGCAUUCUUGGUACUCGAUGAGCGUCGCCUUCAAGCCAAUCGACGUGAUUGUUGCUUUUGGCAGAUUGAAGAUCGAGAAGGAGACGAAGCCGAUACGGAUGAUGAUGAACCAGAGGCUGCCUUGGAACCCAGCAACAAUGCCAACGGGGAUUCGGCCACUACUGGUACCACCAUCUCCACCAUUCCCAGUGGCAGUGCCGUGAGCAUUCCCACUGCCAUGAACAGUCGCAGUGGUGCUGGCCGACGCACCAGUACUCGUCGACCCAGCGAUGCCAGCUCCAGCCGCGGUGUUCUGGAUCCCAUGGACGACAGUGACGUGUCGGCCCUCUUUGGCGGUACUCCCGUCAUGGAAGAUUGCAGUGUCCGUCUGGGAGAUUGUUUGGGCUGCAGUGCUCACAUUAUCGCCCAGCGCAGUUCCCAUUUCAUGGUCGAUCACAGUCGACGAUCCAUGGUCGAUCACAGUCGGCGAUCCAUGGUCGAUCACAGUCGACGAUCGGAUGUGGAUUUCAGUCGACGACGCACCAGUGGUAUGGGCACCAUGCCAGCCAUGGCCGAUGAGAGUAUCCGAAGUACCAUGAGCAUGAGUGUCAAGGAUGCGCGUGCGGCUGGAAUCAUCCCCAAGACCGUGGCGGACGAAGAAUACGAGCGCCGCCGCAUGCCCGUCCCAUUGAGAAUGAUGCGCUGGUACUCCAACUUCCUCAUGAGGCCGUAUGUCAAGAUUGCCGUGUUGGUCAUCUUUGCGGCCUUUUUCGGUCUCAACUGUUACAGUGCGACGCUCAUGAAGCAGCACUUUAACGUGGCCGAUUAUGUUGCCAAUGACUCCUACUUGAAGGGCGUCUUUACCAGCUUGGAAUUGUACUCGUCCAUCACCCGCCCCAUGGGAGUGUACUUUCGCGACAUUAAUCAGUCGGACCCGGACAUUCAAAUGCAGAUGAUCGAAUUUGUGAACCAAGUGGAAGAGCUGCCUCAGAUUGGAGGAAAGUCCAACUUGACUCUGGAAGAAGCAAUAGCAACGGAUACUCUUCGUCCUUUCUGCUGGGUUCGUGAUCUGCAAGAGAUCUUUGCCGAGGCCGAAAACCACCCAGACGAAUACAUUGCGAAUACGUUCAAGUCAUGGACGUUCAACGAGAGGCUUGACUUUUUGAUGACCAGCAAAGCCAUUGAAGCCAGGCUAUUCCGAGAAGUGUACGGUCAAGAUAUUGUUUUCGACGAGGAUGGAAACAUCAAGGCUUCCAGGUGCUACUUGUUCCUCCAGAAUUUGGAUCUCAAGUCUGUUACGGCUCAAAUGGACAUGCUCCUCGACCAGCGAAACGUCACGCAACGUCAGCCUCUCAACCAACUCCCGGAGCAUAGCGAGGAGUGGGCCAUGUUCAAUUUCGAAACGCUCUUUUUCUAUUGGGAAGCAUUUGUUGUUGCGGUGGAUGAAUUGGUCAUGACCAUUAUCAGUGGAGUCAUUGCGGUGACGGUCAUUGCGAUUAUUUUCAUUCCUCAUUGGUCGGCGGCUUUCUUCGUCUUCCCCAUUAUUAUGGUGCUCUACAUUGACAUGCUUGGUACCAUUCGCUUCUUUGGUCUGGACAUCAAUGGGUUGACCUACAUUUGUAUUGUGGUGGCCGUUGGGUUGUUGGUUGACUUCUUGAUGCACGUUCUCUUGCGAUUCUACGAAUCUCGUCCGGAUCAAAGCAGGGAAGAUCGAGUCAAGGAAACUCUUCAAACCAUGGGAGUCAGUAUUUUGGUCGGCGGUUUCACUACGUUCCUGGGUGUUGUGCCUUUGUGCUUGAGUGCCAUGGAAGUCUUCAAGACGGUCUUUUACUCCUUCUUUGCCAUGGUGUUUUUGGGUUUGACGCAUGGAUUGAUUGUCAUGCCUGUAAUUCUUUCCUACGUGGGACCCAAGAUGGCGGUCCGAGGGCACCACUUGGCACCCAAGCCUGACUUCCCGGUGAGUGAUCCACCACCACCUCCCCGCCGUGCCAGUCUUGUUAAACACAGCGCACGCAGAAGGUCAUCGACAACAGCAACUCGCCGUGAAGAAUCGCCGCCUCCAUCCGCACCCAUGACAAUGAGCGCCAUUAAGGAAGACCCCAGCAUGAACAAUAGCAUGAACAAUAGUGGCUGGGAUAGCAGCGCGUUGCUGGCCUGUGCAACAAACGAGGUCGAAUGUUAAAGGCUGCAUCGCACCGAUAUUUGCGGUUUGCUCCUCAAUUUGACCUUUGAGGUCGAAGGAGGAGUUUGAGCCUGUCUUUCUUUGAAUGUCUGUUGAACGAAUGUCGUCUCUUCGAGUUAGCGAAGAGAUUCACACACACGAGUUACAUGUUUCACGUUAAUUCUUCCCACAUAGCAGAAAUAGUUUUUGAUAUUGCGUUCUUGCAACCUAGCUAGCCAAGCGGGGAUGCGUACUGUUGUAUUUCACUGCUGGGUUGACUGGACUGGCCGUGUGGACCUGCAAGCGAAACGCCAGUGGCAGAUGACUUGUUGACAGGACAGGUUUGAUGUGAACCAACUGCGUUGCAGGCGAGCAGGACAAGGCCAAGCCUUUCAGGAUAUACCGUAGUCGUAGAACAGAUUGGCAGGACCAGCCACAGCCUUGGCUUGUGAAAAUGCUCCACAGAGACACCUCCAUGUACUUUUUUGGAGCGACACUUGAUGUCUCCGGAUUUGGAUGCCAUUCGACAAGGCACUUAUCUUCUCAUAGAGAUUGAAGGGUUCUCCUUGAAACAGAACUUUGGAUUGUCAAUCUUUCGUCAAUUUUGGACAGAGGUUGCGUCCGUCUAUCCCAUCUUUUGGAAACAGAUCAAAUACUUUCAUUCCGGUGUCACCUUCAAUUCACUCUUGUCCAUGGUACGGCAGUAUCUUCCAGAGCGAGUCCACAGGAAAUUUCAGAUGGGCUGCAUAUGCGAAAUGGGACGGCUCGAUCGUCUCUACCUGUUGCCAGAUAUGGAGCGUGCACAGGAACGGUUCUUUCGAGUGGCUGAUGGCUGCCUGUCUCGAAUUACGCUACGAACAAGUUGCCACGUUUACGCUCUAGUAGCGGCUAAAUUUGGUUUGGUUUCCGGUUUCCCAGUCAACUGCCUUUGCCUUGGAAACACCGCACUCUCUCUAGUCUACUUGUUUCAGUUUUGUUGAUAAUGCCAAAUGUAUGUGAUUUUGUCGUUUCAACCAGAGUCGAGUCGAGUAGGCUCGGGAAGAGGAGCCGCGGCUGAGGACCGACAUUUGGGGGGUCAAGCAAGCAAUAUUACGCCAGUCAUCUAGUCUAGCUAUUAACACCGUAAUUUACCAUUUGGGGAUAGCUCUUCGUUGACGCUUCGUGUUAGCUAGCUAGAAUACCUAGACUUUUGCUUUGGGUUCUCUAUGCCACGUCCGUUUUUGGGUCCCUCCAGUCAACUACUAGCUAGUACUGUAGACACGAUACCGUAUAACUAAAGUACAACCGUAGUCACAUGGUAGAGGGUAUCAUUCUACCUUUACCGUACCGUACAGUACCAGGUACCUGUACCGCAUCGCUAAGCUAAGUUUGGCAGUACGGUAUGGCAAUCGCAAUUAUGAUACGGUACGGUAAGCUUUGAGUUAUCACAAAUAUUAUUAUAUCAUACGUCUCUCGGAUCUCGCAUCUUGCGGGUUGUCGUAGCUUGUCACAAAGGAUUUAAUGGCACCGAGCCGCUGGGUGGGUGGAGAAAUCCAGUGCCAUCCAGUUCCAAUCACAAAGGUAUACCAGUAAACCUUGAUCAAGCCAGUGGUAAACCAUACCGCCCUAUGAAACGGUCAUUUGUUAUUCGAAGGGAAAUGACAUAACAGUGAUGGUAUUAAUUUAAAAAUAGCAGAACUGGUAUUUUAAAAUAGCGGUAGUAAACAGUGUUAAAAGACAGUGGUGAAAGAGCCGUUUAAAGAGUGACCAUUGAUUGGUGAAACAGGGGCCAGCAGUGCCAUUGAUUUUCUCCAUCCACAUUGGGUUGAGAGCGGCUUGGAUUCCGUCACUAACAAAUAACACGGAGACACGUCGGCCAGGCAUACUUUAGUUUUUUUAAUAGCUAAAUAAAUAUCGAUAAGACAUCAACUCAAACCGU